UCUUUCAACAAAAUAUGAAAGAUGUCACAUUGCUUAGCCAAUUAAUGACACAGCAAAAAGGUACAUGAUGUUGUCCACAUCCAAAUUAAAAAUGGCCCAAAAUUAAACAGGCUGGCCAUAGAAAACAAAAUAAAGUUCCAACAAAAAUCCCAGAUUUCAGAAAACAUUGUGACCAGCUGUAGAAUCACGUUCAAUUUCCACAUUUCCUCUUUCUGCUGUCAAAACUUGAAAGGCAUUCCUCAUCAGAGGCCAUGGACAUCCUGAUUGUUUUCGCCCUUUCCGUCUACAUGGCCUCUUUCGCCCGCAGCGCACCUCUGCCAGAUGAGAGCACACUUGUUGCGGAUCCACGGUCUCAGGAAAUCGUGCAAAGGAGCCGCAGCUUGAUUCAAAAGAUCCUGCUCUCCAUUCCCGACGCACACAAGUCAUGCAUUCACACAGAGACACUGAAGCUAAAUUCUUCAGAAAAUGAAAAGCUUGGGGUAAUGGCAUCCAACAUUGGCAUCCCCUCUGCUCCCAUCCUCGGAAGUCUUUCCUUAAACUUUUCUUUGGAGACUCGGUUGAAGCGCAUAUCUGAGGGUCUUCAGCUGCACCGGGCCUUACUGAGCUCAGUCUCUCCUCACCUGGAAAACAAAGACAAAGUGAUGGAGCUACAGGCUGACAUCAAAGACCUCAUCAUUCAGAUCAACAAGAUGCUGAAUAAGAUCAAAGGUGAGACUGUGGUGCAGCCCACACCGACCCCUGUGGCUUUACGUCUACCAGGGGAGUACGAGGUUCAGGUGGCAGCACACCUGACCCUGGUUCAGCUCCAGGCCUUUGGGCAGGACGUGGUCCGCACCCUCAGGAGCCUUGCCCAGAGCAGCGAGGAGGAGACAGAGAGCUGACCAAUGGGUGUCACACAUAGACUGUAUAAAUAAUGGACAUAGUCUCGCUGACGUCACCCGUCUGUUCCUGAAGC
Notolabrus celidotus (New Zealand spotty) is the source of this 955-nucleotide messenger RNA. RefSeq names its product colony stimulating factor 3 (granulocyte) a (gene csf3a). Gene Ontology annotation, cellular component: extracellular region. NCBI's taxonomy places the organism in Eukaryota, Metazoa, Chordata, Actinopteri, Labriformes, Labridae. Bases 252 to 881 code for a protein of 209 amino acids. The record is from RefSeq and is a predicted model, not a curated record. Gene Ontology annotation, biological process: immune response; myeloid cell development; macrophage differentiation. Gene Ontology annotation, molecular function: cytokine activity. The transcript has 6 exons.